Messenger RNA from Aplosporella prunicola CBS 121167, 2260 nucleotides. RefSeq lists its product as uncharacterized. Gene Ontology annotation, biological process: mRNA pseudouridine synthesis; tRNA pseudouridine synthesis. The transcript has a single exon. NCBI's taxonomy places the organism in Eukaryota, Fungi, Ascomycota, Dothideomycetes, Botryosphaeriales, Aplosporellaceae. Gene Ontology annotation, cellular component: cytoplasm; nucleus. The record is from RefSeq and is a predicted model, not a curated record. Gene Ontology annotation, molecular function: pseudouridine synthase activity; RNA binding. Bases 211 to 2043 code for a protein of 610 amino acids.
GCGCUGAGCUGAGCCGGACCGUGGUGGCAGUGGACAUGAGACCAAAGCUUGGCUGAGCUUCGCUGCGACUUCGUAGUGUAUGGCCAGCACCUUUGAAACCAGCAUGCCAAUUCCUCGAGAGCCACGAAAUAGAGUAGUCCAUUGAGAGGCAAUGAAGAGGAAGUCCGAGAUAUUGUCAGGCAUCUCUCACCUCUAAGCCAUGCCGAAGAAAUGCCGACCCCAGGCGGGCAUGAUCGCCCAAAAUUUCGGACGAGCUCCGCCGCAGCACGCUCGCAAAUGCAGCGGACCCUCGCCGGCAUCCCACGCCUCAACGCAGUACCCUUCGCACGCCUAGGACCGCGCCGCCGCUUUUCGCACAGAACCCCCCUCGCGCGCAAUCACACCGCCAAGCUGGCGUUGAAGCGCCGCAUCGAAGAAGACCACUACCGGAGCAAAGCGCUCAGGAUGACCGACUUCGCCGGCCUAACCGACGACGAGUUCGUCGCGCGCCGCGCCGAGAUCGAGCAGCGCCUGGCGCGCGUCAGCGAGCUGGAAGCCAAGCUCGCGCUGCAGAACGCCAGCGCCACGGCGGCUGCGGUCGCGACGACGACAACUGCGGCAGAGCCCGCGAAGACGGGCUUCAAGAAGCAGCGCGGCCCGCCGAAGGCGUUUGAUCCCUCGAAAUACACGACGCGCUUGAUCGCGCUCAAGUUCGCGUACCUGGGCGGCCGCUACAACGGCUUCGAGCACCAUGCCAACAACACGACGCCGCUGCCGACGAUCGAGGAGGAGCUCUGGAAGGCGCUCAAGAAGACGAGGCUCAUUAUCCCGACGCCGAAGCCUGGCUUGGGCGAGGACGAUAUCAAUUGGGAGGGCUGUGACUACAGCAAGUGCGGGCGGACGGACCGUGGCGUCAGUGCCUUCGGCCAGGUCAUUGGCAUAAGGGUGCGCAGUAAUAGGCCAAAGCCGAAGGCCCGGCCUACGAGGGAGGAUGUCGAUUCGGCCGAGGUGGGAGCCGUGGCCAGUGAGGCCGCUGAGGCGCGAGCGGACGGGUUGGAAGGAGAGGACGUAGAGAUGGGCGGCGCAGAUGCGCCCGAGGAAGUCUCGUUUGACGACAUCAAGGAUGAGAUGCCCUACGUGAGCAUUCUGAACCGCGUUCUACCAGAGGAUAUCCGCGUUUAUGCGUGGUGCCCCAACCCUGGCCCCGACUUUUCUGCUCGCUUCAAUUGUAGGGAGCGCAGAUACAAGUACUUCUUCACCCAGCCUGCCUUCGCUCCGAUGCCGGGCGCAAGCGGUUGUUAUGCCGGAUUGAAUGGCAAGACUAUGCGCGAGGGGUGGCUCGAUAUCGAGGCCAUGCGCGAAGCGGCCAGUUACCUUGUUGGACUGAAUGAUUUCAGGAACUUCUGCAAGGUCGACCCGGCUAAGCAGAUCACAAACUUCCAGCGCCGCAUCACGCACACGUCGAUUGAUCGGUGGAACACCGGGUCUGGCUUCGCGUCUUACACGAAGGACGAGAUGUUCCAAAUUCCGGAGCUUGAAGGUAGUGCUGACAAGGAGCGCAUCGUUGGAGCGCCUGAGCUCAGCGGGCCCGGCCUGUUCACCUUCUGCCUCCACGGCUCCGCUUUCCUUUGGCACCAGGUGCGGCACAUAGUCGCGAUCCUGUUCCUAGUUGGCCAGGGGCUGGAGCCGCCGACCAUCGUCAGAGAUCUGCUUGAUAUAGAGAAGAACCCGACAAAGCCCAAGUACGAAAUGGCCACGGACACGCCGCUGGUGCUUUGGGACUGCAUUUUCCCCAAAGAGGGCGAUGAGAGCAAAGAGGUGAUGGAAGAUGCUCUGGACUGGGUUUGGGUCGGUGACGAGCGGGGCCUUCCCGGUAGCAAGGCGGCUGGUUUGGAGGAGAAAUUCGGCCAUAACAGUGUCAUGGCUGACCUUUGGACGGUGUGGCACAAGAGGCGAAUUGACGAGGCGCUUUCUGGCAGUCUGCUUGAUCUCGUUGCCAGUCAGGGUCUCAAGUUUUCUGAAGAGCAGCUGAAAGGUCCCCCGUCCACCAAGGGCCAAAGGUGAGUUUUAUUUGCCCCUUUGUCGAACGUUGAUAUUAACGGAUUUUAGGAGUGCUAGGCUCUACGACGGCGCCGAUGCGCCUAAGCUCCAGGGUAAAUAUAUGCCUGUGCUGAAGAAGGAACGGAUGGAGCCGGUGGAUGUCAUAAACGCCAGAUAUCUGGCCAGGAAAGGCCUUGAUAAAAAGCAACUUCCCAAGCGGGGAGACGAUGCGAACGAAUAG